CUGGGAUCAAUUCCCGGCGGACACCAAACAAAACGAUAACAUCGGUUUUAAGUCCGCCAUCUAUACGUGGAAGCAUCACAGUGUUUGUCAACCCAUGCAUGAAGCAAAUUCCAAGCCCACAAAGCCACGACGCAUGCCACGUUCUCUCCAUGCACGUCCCCACCUCCCCUUUUAAAUUCCAACUCCAAAUUGUCCCUUUUCUCGUUCUACAAAAUAUCCCGAUUUUCUGCCGUCAACCUGUUCGAUAAAAUGCCAGGCCUAACACUCGGAGACACACUGCCAAAUCUUGAAGUUGAAACCACUCAGGGAAAGAUCAAACUCCAUGACUACGUUGAUAAAAGCUAUACCAUUAUCUUUUCUCACCCAGGGGAUUUCACGCCUGUUUGCACCACGGAACUUGGCAUGAUGGCUGCUUAUGCCGACAAGUUUGCUGAGCGAGGAGUUAAACUUUUAGGCCUGUCUUGUGAUGAUGUUAAUUCUCACAAUGAAUGGAUCAAGGACAUCGAAGCCUUCAAUAAUGGGCACAAGGUGACUUACCCAAUUGCUGCGGAUCCCAAAAGGGAGAUCAUCAAGCAACUUAACAUGGUGGACCCCGAAGACACGCAGUCACCAUCUCGUGCUCUUCACAUAGUCGGCCCCGACAAGAAGAUCAAGCUGAGCUUUUUGUACCCUGCGAGCACUGGCCGGAACAUGGAUGAAGUAGUGAGGGUUCUGGAUUCGCUGAUGAAGGCGUCGAAGCACAAAAUUGCGACGCCUGCAAACUGGAAACCUGGAGAGCCCGUGGUGAUUGCUCCGAGUGUGUCGAACGAAGUGGCUGAAAAGAUGUUCCCACAGGGUUUCGACGCUGCUGAUCUUCCUUCGGGGAAGGAUUACCUGCGAUUCACAAAUGUCUGAGCAUAUACAUAUACAUAUAUCUGCAAGUUCGGAAUUGUCUGAAUAUUACUAGUAAUCUUUUUUCAAUGUUUUUGUUUAUUUUGUUUAAUUAUUGUGAGUUGUGACUGUCUGCUGUAUU
This is a messenger RNA of Olea europaea var. sylvestris, 1012 nucleotides long. RefSeq names its product 1-Cys peroxiredoxin. Lineage: Eukaryota; Viridiplantae; Streptophyta; Magnoliopsida; Lamiales; Oleaceae. Gene Ontology annotation, cellular component: mitochondrion; cytosol. Gene Ontology annotation, biological process: cellular oxidant detoxification; cell redox homeostasis. The transcript is spliced from 4 exons. The record is from RefSeq and is a predicted model, not a curated record. Gene Ontology annotation, molecular function: peroxiredoxin activity. The coding region runs from base 250 to 894 and encodes 214 amino acids.